ACCCACAGACACUCACACACACUCGGUUUCUUUCGCUUUCAAACACACUCAUGGAUUAUUAUCAUCUUCUUCUUCUGCUGCUGUCGACCUGCAGCUUCCUGCCAGAUCUUCAGCUCUGCUUCAACUUUGACACAAAGAACUUCAAGAUCUUCUAUGGGUCUAAAGAAAACCAGUUUGGUUACACAGUCCAGCAGCACGAGGUGGGAGGACGCCAGUGGUUGCUGGUUGGCGCUCCCUUUGAAUCCACAGGGAAGCAGCAGACUGGUGAUGUGUUCAAGUGUCCUCUGGACACCAGAAGCUCUGCAAACUGCACCAGACUCAACCUGGGGAAACUUUCUCUGGACAACGUGUCUGAGAGAAAAGACAACAUGAGGCUGGGAAUGACGCUGACCUCCAACCCAAAAGACAACAGCUUUGUGACCUGUGGUCCACUCUGGUCUCAUGAAUGUGGAAGCUCCCUGUACAGCACAGGAAUCUGCUCCAAAGUCAGCCGAAACUUCAAACUGUCCCACACCAUCGCACCCGCCCUGCAGAGGUGUGAGACCCUCAUGGACAUUGUGAUCGUUCUGGAUGGUUCUAACUCCAUCUACCCAUGGUACGAGGUCCAGGACUUCCUCAUCACCAUCCUGCAGAAAUUCUACAUCGGCCCAGGUCAGACGCAGGUGGGUGUGGUUCAGUAUGGCUCAACGGUGGUCCACGAGUUCGGCUUGGGUGAGUACCAGACGGUAGACGAGGUGGUGGAGGCCGCCAGAGGCAUUGACCAGCGGGGUGGCGAGGAGACGAGGACGGCACUGGGCAUCAAUGUGGCGCGGUCAGAGGCGUUCAAUCGCGGCGGUCGUCCUGGUGCUAAGAAGGUGAUGAUCGUGAUCACAGAUGGAGAAUCUCAUGACAGCCCACAGCUAGUGCAGGUCGUCGCAGACAGCGAGAAAGACAACAUCACCAUGUACGCCAUCGCUGUUCUGGGUUAUUACAACCGUCGGGGAAUCAACCCUGAAGCCUUUCUGAAGGAAAUCAAAUUCAUAGCGAGUGACCCAGAUGAGAAGCACUUCUUCAACGUGUCAGAUGAGUCAGCACUGAAGGACAUCGUGGACGCGCUGGGAGAGAGGAUUUUCUCUCUGGAAGGAACCAGCAGUCAGGGUCGAGGGUUUGGUCUGCAGAUGGCUCAGGCUGGUUUCUCCUCACAUUUAGUCAAAGACGGUAUUCUGCUCGGGGCGGUGGGAGCCUACGACUGGAACGGUGCUGUGCUGAAAGAGACUAAACACGGGAAAGUUGUUCCACCAAAGUUCUCCUAUAAGGACGAGUUUCCAGACGAGCUGAAGAACCAUGGAGCCUAUCUGGGUUACUCGGUGGGUUCACUCAUUUCAUCUCGCGGCUCUCAGCUCUACGUGUCCGGAGCUCCAAGGUUCAACCACACAGGGAAGGUCAUUGUGUUCACCCUGAAGAACACUGGAAACCUGACCAUCCUGCAGGCCCUGCUGGGAGAACAGAUCGGCUCAUAUUUUGGCAGCGAGUUGUUAUCAAUGGACGUAGACAGUGACGGACAGACGGACAUACUGCUCGUGGCAGCGCCCAUGUUCUGCAGUCAAGGCUGGGAAAGAGGGAAGGUCUACAUCUACACUGUCACACCACAGACAUCAUUGAUCCUGCAGGGGGCGCUGGAGGUCUCUGACCGCUCUCAGAACUCCCGGUUGGGAUCAGCGAUGGCCCAGAUACCCGACAUGAACGGGGACGGGUUCAGGGAGCUGGUGGUGGGAGCGCCGCUAGAGGACGACCACCAGGGGGCGGUGUACGUAUAUUACGGCCAGGACAAAACCAUCCAACGCCAGUACAGACAGCGUCUGUCUGCAGCCGGUUUCUCUGCUGGUCUGAAGUAUUUCGGUCAAAGUCUUCACGGUGUUCUGGAUGUCAAUGCAGACGGACUUGUCGACCUCGCAGUGGGAGCACUGGGAGCUGCAGUCAUUGUCUGGUCUCGUGGUGUGGUGCGGAUUCAGGCCAAGCUGACCUUUGAACCGGAGAAGGUCAACAUCUUUAACAAAGACUGUCUGCGAGGAGGGAAGGAGGUCACCUGCAUGUCCGUUAUCGUUUGUCUGAGUCUGGAGUCCAGGACGAAGAGCAAGACAAAGUCCAGGACAGAUGUCGCUGUGUGGUACAGCCUGGUGCUGGAUGAGAGGCGAUUUCCUCCCCGAGCUGUUCUGGACGAAUCAGGUCGACAGCAGCCCAGGAGUCUGUCUCUACAGGUUGGAGGUCAGAGCUGCCAGCGCCUCGGGUUCUCCAUUCAGGAGACGACUGAUUAUGGACGUCCCAUCGCGGUUGUCCUGGAGACGGGGUUGAAAAGUCUAGAUGAGGGGCCGGUGUUGGACCCUGACUGGCCGAGUGUCCUGAGGGCCGAGCUUCCUUUCUGGAACGGCUGCGAGCAGGAAGAUACCUGUGUUCCCGACCUCAUCCUCUACAGUCACACUGACCUCCUGGAUGUUCAGCAGUUCUGCAGCUCGAGGGAGCGGGCGGUUUGGUCGAUCUGCAGCCACCAGGGGGCGUCAGAGGGCUCGGUGUACGUGAUGGAGGCUGGGCGGAGAAGGAUGGUGGUGUUUGCUCGACUGGAGAAUCAGGGAGAGAACGCGUAUGGCGCCGCCAUCCACAUCUCCACCUCCUCCAACCUCCUUUUUUCCAGUCUCAUUGUCAAGGACCAAUCAGAUAUUCAGAUUGAGUGUUACGCUGAGGACAGACUGGCCAUUCAGAGGAACUGUAACAUCAGCGCUCCAUUCAUGAAGUCCUUGGCUCAGGUAUCUUUCCGUCUGGAGUUUGAAUUCAGCCGCACUGUCUUCCUGGAUCACGUACGGGUUGUCAUGACGACCAGCAGUGAGGGGGAGGAGGGAUACCCAGACGACAACAUCAAUGACAUCUUCCUCCCUCUGAAGUACCAAACUGACCUCCUCUUCACCAGAGACCCAAACCCUCCUCGCUUUGAAAUCAGAGCCGACAGCUCCUCUUCGUCCUCCUCCUCUUCCUCCUGGGACCACACAGACAGCAGCUCCCCCAACUUCAACCUCACUUAUCAUAUCCAGAACCUGGGCAUGUUUUCUGUGCAGGACGUCCUGUUCAGGGCUGAUGUCUGGGCUGUGACCAGGCAGGGGAACCAGCUGGUUAACAUCACAGAGUACAGCAUCGAGCAGGUAGCUGGGUCUGACUGUGUGCUGCCUCAACCCAGAUCAACCAAUCAGGUUACAGCUGAGGACCUGUCGCACCUGUCACAGCUGAACCACAGUAACAGUGUGAGUGUGACGGUCCAGUGCAGACUGAACCUUCCGGCCUCCAGAGAGGUGAAAGUGACACUCAGCGGACAACUUCAAAUCCCUGCUCUGCUCACUGUGAACUUCAGGUCGUUGGAGUUACUGACUGAGGCCUCCAUCCAGCUGGAAGCGUCCAGCCACAUGUUCCUGCAGGAGGAAAGACCUGUCAGAGAGAUAAUCCUGGAGUUGAGGAAGGACGAGGAUUACACCGUCCCCGUCUGGAUUAUACUGGGGAGCUCACUGGGAGGCCUGCUGCUACUGGCCCUACUGGUCCUGGCCCUGUGGAAGCUCGGCUUCUUCAACAGACGGAGGAGACAGGAAGAGGAGGAGCAGCCUGUAGCCAAUGGGAAGGCAGCAGAGGAGCUAUAAUGUGUAGGCGACAACGAUGCUGUGUUCGGUUGGUCCUUGUCAACUUGUGAAGACUUAUGAUACGGAUUCUGUUUGUUGUUAACAGAAUCACUACAUGGAGCCUCUUCCAGACAGUAAGACAGAGAACAUGUAAAUUUUACCAUUAACUGUGGUCUAACAUGUAAUUUCUGGUGGUGAGCUCUGGUUUUAUGAGUUGUCGAGGAUCACCUGAAUGCAUUACGAGCCUCCACCUGUCACUCAGGGACCCUGAUGCCCCAAUCAGCCAAUCAGCCAAUCAGCCACGCCCCGGAACAUAUAACCAGGGCUGCGUCCAGUCCUGACGAAACGUAGCAAAUGUUUAUUUAAACAGAAAUGGUGGUGUGUAGGACAACCUGUUGGGUCACACAAGCAUUGCAACUAUGGCAGCUGAGACGACGGCUUAUUCUUUACUAUAUAAUACUUCUUCAUAGCAUUUUUUCUGAGCGCCAGCGUCCUUUUCAAUUGUUCCCAAUGAGGAGAAAGCAUAUGGUGGCAUGCAGAGAAAGAGUGCCGCGCCCAGCAUCUUUCUCAGGGCGCUCUGGGUUUUUGUUCGGCCACUCUGAGUGCUUCUAGUCGAAAAUCUCUAAACCUUUCAGAAAGGCGCUGGUGUUGUCCUGCACUGUCGCUCCUUUAGCUGCUGUCUAUCCCGAGCUGUAUGAUGUGUCAGUCAGAAACUAUCCCAACAAAAGCAGGAAAGCAUGUGUGGGGGGGGGGGGGGGGGGCAGAUCGGCCAGACACUGAAUGUUGCAGAUGAGUGUUGUAAGACUUUAGUUGAAGCCAUUGAUCACACGUCACUGCUGACUGUUAAACACGUCAUUCAGUCUGGAAACCCUAGAUGGGUGCACGCUGUUUUCAGACUGAACAUGCCCCGUAUUCCACUUAAUCAAUAGGGUCUGUGAACAGCUUGUAGCACUUUGCCUCCUGUCAGAUGCUAAACAAAAUAUGUCCACUCCUCUAGUUUACUAUAAACUCAUUUAUGAAUCAGUAAGUCAGACGACCAGCUUCAGCUCCGGUCAGCAAACAAGCAAACUGCUCACUGGCACCUACCACAAGACAAGAAGCAUACAGUAUUGUCAUGAUAAUAUCAGCAGAGCAUGGGUACAGUCACACAUGAGUGAGAGCUGGCGAGUGACGAUCACCUGCUGAGUGAUAUUCGUGCUAAAUGUGGGCAGUGAUGGUUGUAUUUGUUAGCUUGUGUGCUAAUAAAUACAGAGAAAUAUUAUGUUUUUGGUACAUUUUCCCAUUUCUUACAUUUCACGCCUGCCUCCCGACUUCGUGUCAGCCAGGCAGCAUCGCUCAUGUUGGGCGGUUUGUAUUUUUCAUGGUCAAUAUCAUACAAUAUUUGCUGGUUAGACACGGCAACAAUCAAUGACUCCUUUGUCUUGGCUCACUUGGAGAACUACAGCCAAUGACAGUCAAGCCACACAUACUUCUUUGCUAUUAGAUGAAGCUGCAAAUUCACCAAAGUUUAGUGCAUUUGCUUUGCCACUGGAAGCAGUUGUUUCAUUUGCCCCUUUGCUCACACUGAAUGGAAGUAAAUAAGAGACGAAUAUUUGCCAGUGUUAAGUUUGCUCAUGUGUGACCGUGCUUUAAUGGUGAGAAGUUUCAGGUUUUAAUGGACGCACUGCAUUAAUAUGACUGAAUGUUACUGGUCAGCUGGUAGCCACACAGCUGAUGAAACGAGCCACUGAUGAAGCAUGAAUGAAGCAGCUGAUGCCAGUCAGCUGAGGCAGACGUCAGCACUCUGAACUAACAAGUCUGAAAUAAAUUCCCAGUUUACUUGAUUAUGUACGAUACUUAUUUUGAUCUAUAGAAAGGUAGAGAGAAAGACACGACAGCUUCAGUUACUGCGCGAUUUUAUUCAUAUUUCACAUGUAUUUUCGUUCAGUCUCCAAAAAUUAAAACUCACCAAACUUUUUAUCUUUAAAAAGAAGUAUUAAUGUGCAGCGUAGCACUGUGUAAAUGACUGAUGUUUUGUACAGCAUUGAUUGUCCAUUCUCCAAAAUAACCAUAGAUGCCAGUUAGCUUAAAGCUAACCCCGGUGCUUUUAUUGUAUUUUGAUAAAUGUACCCAAAAGUUAAAAUCAUGUGCUGGAUUGAAAAACUGUGAGCAGGUCAAAGUUGAACAAAGACCUUUUCAACUUCCUUGUAAGUACUUUCACGUGGAACAACCAGAGAAACCCGUCCGACCACACGUGUCACACAAUGUCUUAUGAUGAUGUCAAAAUAUUUGAAGAUAUGCUGAGUGUUCAAAUCUCCACGAUGAAGCUGGUGAGUUACACUGAGGGGAGGAGUGAUGAAACAAACCAUAAAAUUAAAACCCGCCAGGCUGUAAAAAUAAAAUUCUUUUCAGUUUACUUUAUCUACAGACAAAAAAUGAAAUCAAACCAGCUGAUUAUAUUUAAAAGCGAGAGCCUAUGAAUAAAAGAAAGAGAUGAGACAACACAAGACUACCUAACAUGGCUGAUUUUACCUUAUUCUUUUUUAUACUAAUGGAAACUGUAAAUGCAUCUUAUGAACACACCUUGUAUAUUAAAUCCCAAUUUAUAUCUGAUGCACUUUUGUUGUAUAAAGUCAAACUUGAACUGUUUUUGUAAAUAAACACGUGUAUGAAUUAUUAAUAAGGAUUGUGGCAUUAAGUUUGAUAUGAAGCUGUUGUUUCAGCAGUUUGUACUGAUGUGCGAUGCCGCUCCGCCCGUGGACGAACUCCGUCCACGCAUGUUUGAUAUGUUUCACUAUUUGUGUUAAUAUUUGAAUAAAGACAUGUACAAGUUGUG
Messenger RNA from Epinephelus fuscoguttatus (brown-marbled grouper), 6450 nucleotides. RefSeq names its product integrin, alpha 11b (gene itga11b). The record is from RefSeq and is a predicted model, not a curated record. Bases 51 to 3656 code for a protein of 1201 amino acids. Gene Ontology annotation, molecular function: integrin binding. Gene Ontology annotation, cellular component: integrin complex; external side of plasma membrane. The transcript is spliced from 30 exons. Gene Ontology annotation, biological process: cell-cell adhesion; cell adhesion mediated by integrin; cell-matrix adhesion. Lineage: Eukaryota; Metazoa; Chordata; Actinopteri; Perciformes; Serranidae.